AUAGGGAGCCAUUUCCAAGUUAUCCGUUCGACUAUGUUUAUUAUCAAUCAAAGAAACCGAUUGAUGAAUCUUGUCUGAACACAUUAUUUCAAUUUAAUGAUUGCGGACUUAUCUGGAUUGCUUGAUCAAAUAGAAUAUGAAGAUAUUGUUACAUGGGUCGAAAAGAUGAAACCUUUAAAAGGAUUAAUUGAUGAACUUUAUAACGAACCAGAAUCAAUUUUGCAAUAUUGUAAUCAACUCGAAAUGGUAUCCUCCAGUUACAUCGAGCCAUGCAUAGAAGAGAAUGGUGUCAACAUUAAACAAUUGCGCCUUAUUGGUUAUAAACUAGAUAGAUUCAGUGAAUUGGUACAAUAUUUUCCAAAUCUUGAAAGAUUAUACAUUUAUAAUUAUUAUGGCUAUCCAGAUGGCUACUAUGAUGGUCCCAUAUUCAGAAGACUUGAAAUAUUUGAAUUUUUAUCUUCUUGUGCAGACAUUCAAUAUAAUUUCCAGUUCAUAGAUUCAUGUCCAAAUCUUCAAAGUGCACACAUUUACUUGCAACCUAAUCGUAUUUUUGUCGAUGAAUCAGUGAAACACGAAUCUUUACAAGAUUUAGUAAUAGAAUUUAAAAGAGCUAAACGACAAGUGGCCAAGCCCUAUGCACCUAAACCAACUCCAUCACUGGUAAAAUAUGAUCAGAUUGAUUAUGAGGUGGAAGCUGACCAUAUCACGGAAAUUGAUGGUGAACCAUAUAUCGCUGUUAAAUCAGCAUGGUACAGUAAAUCCUCUGAAUACAAUAUGGGUGAUGAUAAUAUCGAAUUGCCGAUAAAGCCUCGGGACCCUGAAAUUUUCACCAUCAAGGAGCUUGCAAAGAAAACUCUUGAAAGGAAAAAACAAAAUAAAGGGGCAAAAGUUUUCGCUUGCCCUUAUUGUUUUAUCGAGUUCACUCCAGGAAGAAGUGACCAUUGCCUUCGCCAUAUCAAUGGCGAUAAAGAUAGACCUGCUACUUGCGCCAAGCGUAAGGAGAAAGAGCCAGAUCUGGAAAAGCCAGCAUCAUUAAAACCAAUUCAUGUACGAACAGCAUGA
Tetranychus urticae (two-spotted spider mite) is the source of this 1062-nucleotide messenger RNA. Lineage: Eukaryota; Metazoa; Arthropoda; Arachnida; Trombidiformes; Tetranychidae. The record is from RefSeq and is a predicted model, not a curated record.